AUUGAUAAUCUUAAGUGACUCACUGAAGAGCUUGUCAAGGCAGCUGCAAUCAGAAAAUAAUUGGGAAACAGAGAAUUUGUUUCAGUCAUGUCCUUGUACACUGUGAUAUGUCUGGCUGUGCUUUGUGGUCUGAUAGAUACCACAGAAAUACGGACUGAUUUCUACGACAGCUGCAAGUGGAAAUGCCUGACAUUUGCUCAACUGUGGCCAGGAUCGUUUUGCAUGAGUUUUCAAGAAAAACGCUGCAAGAUUCCAGAUCAAGUGAAUGAUUGGACUAUACAUGGACUCUGGCCAAAUGGGCGCGAACGCUGCAAUAAGUCUUGGCACUUGACAAAGAAGGACAUUGAUGACCUUACUGACAACUUGUCCCAUUAUUGGCCAAGUCUAACCAACUAUAAGACUUUCAAGUUUUGGGCAAACGAAUGGAGCAAGCAUGGUACCUGUGCAGCUUGUGCUGACAGCAUGUCCACUCCACACAAAUACUUCAGCCGUGCACUCCAGCUCCGGAUGAAGUUUACCAUCAAUAAGGCCUUCGUUGCUGCUGGUAUCACCCCAUCAUGUGAUAAGGGCUACACGUUGAAACACUUCCACAUGGCGCUGAUGGAUUUUGGCACUCACGUUAGCCUCCAGUGUUACAAAUCUAAGGAACGGCAGAUACUCAUGCAAGUCAAAAUUUCCCUAAGUAAGGACUUUUCCAUUGGCUGCAAGACUACUGAAGACAAUUUUAAUAAAUCAUAUUAUUAUCCCUGCAAAAACAAGUCUGAAAUAUAUUACUAUCCCCUCACGAAUCAUUCACAUAAUCCUUGUCCCUAAAGGAAUCUUCUCUUUACAUCCUGGCUGUUUUCAGGAAAGGUACUUUUGAUUGAAAUGUAUUAGAUGCCUUACCUUUUGGUGUUCACUUGCAGGCCAAACCCUAAUGCUUCUGGGUGAAGGGUAGGACAACAGUAUCAUUAUUUUGAAGGAUGGCUGUGCCUGGCUCUUUAUCAUUUGCCUUGUAUUCAAAAAUGUAAUUAAGUUUAACCUCUUGGAUGUUUUGGUUUUAACAGUAUUCUAUUUCAAUUGUAAAAGAUUUAUAUUAAAUAUUCAAUCUCUAUAAGUGUUCACACUUUUGUGUGGAACAUGGUCUUUGCACAAUCUCCAUCAUUUGGGAGAGAGGGAAAGAAUUAAACUUUUGUUUGCCUGUUAACAGCAACACACACACACACAAAAUGCUGUAGGGACUCAGCAGGUCAGGCAGCUUCUAUAGAAAAGAGUGCACAGUGGACGUUUUAGGCCGAGACCCUUCAUCAAGAAUGGGUCUCAACCCAAGAUGUUCACUGUUUACUCUUUUCCACUGAUGCUGCCUGACCUGCUGAGUUCCUCCAGCAUUUUGUGUGUGUUGCUCUGAAUUUCCAGCAUCUACAGACUUCCUCAUGUUUAUGGUUUGUCUAUUGAAAUAAAUUGGCACAUCUGUCAAUUCUCUUGCCAAUAGCUCAAGUGUUGUCUGCCCCACAACUGAAUCAAGAGAUUUCAUUGAGCUGAAAUUACUCAAUAUUCUUUAAAAAAGGCCUUUUAUAUAAAAUAAGAUUGUCCAUUCUUUCUCAUAUUGUCGUAUUUGUUUCUUAACUUCCACAUUCUCUGCAUUUAUGGGUUUUGAAUUGUGGAUUACUGAUAUUUUCUCUCAACAUGUAUUUCCUAUAAUUCCUUACAACGUAGAAGGAAGCCAGUCAGCUCACUGAGUCAGUGGUGGUUAUCACAACAAUCCCAUCCGCCCCCAGUCACCCACUUAGUUCCUGCUAACUAUUCUUCCCCAUAUGCCUAUGAACAGCCUUAAUUUUCCCAUCAGCUAUCCACACUAGGGAUAUUUUACAACAGCCAAUUCAUCUGGCAACUGGAGUGGCUUUGGGAUGUGGGAAGAAACUGGAUCAUGGACGGGGGUGGAGAGAGCAGUCACAGGGAGAAUGUGCAAACUCCAUACAUACAGCUCUGGAGGCGAGAACUGAACCAGGAUCCCUGGAGAUGUGAGAUUUCUGCGCUACCUACAGAGUUGCUGUGCCAUCUAUUGCUUUUCUAAUGACUUUAUAGAAACCAGCAAUGCAUGUAAUUAAAGCAUUUAUUGAAGCUGAAUAUCAUAGCUUUAUCUCCUACCUGUCGGUGGAAAACCUGUUGAAGAUCCUAUCUUCAAUCUAAUACAUGGUUUGAUGUUUUAAGACUCUCUUGUAAUUCUUUCUCAAAAGGUUGAUGUAACAAUUCCUUCACUAAAUAUGCUUUGCAAUUUACAAAUGUUUAACACCAAUAAAUCAUCUAUG
Molecule: messenger RNA, 2288 nt
Organism: Mobula hypostoma (lesser devil ray)
Lineage: Eukaryota; Metazoa; Chordata; Chondrichthyes; Myliobatiformes; Myliobatidae
Gene: rnaset2l
Product: ribonuclease T2, like
Exons: 10
Coding region: 88-813 (241 amino acids)
Biological process (GO): RNA catabolic process
Cellular component (GO): extracellular region
Molecular function (GO): ribonuclease T2 activity; RNA binding
Source: RefSeq, a predicted model, not a curated record